Molecule: messenger RNA, 6519 nt
Organism: Acanthochromis polyacanthus (spiny chromis)
Lineage: Eukaryota; Metazoa; Chordata; Actinopteri; Pomacentridae
Gene: ablim2
Product: actin binding LIM protein family, member 2
Exons: 20
Coding region: 326-2098 (590 amino acids)
Biological process (GO): lamellipodium assembly
Cellular component (GO): actin cytoskeleton
Molecular function (GO): actin filament binding
Source: RefSeq, a predicted model, not a curated record
ACGGCCGCGCUCCUCCACCGUGCGCCCACACCCAACCUGCACCGUCUGCUGUAUCGGGAGGCAGCGGCAGCCCCGCAGUGUACGCAGGACAUUGUGCUGGCAGUGCGGCUGUUUGUGGAGCUGUGAGCGGCCUCGGCUGUGUGCGCGCAUCAGCCUCCGGUGGAAACAUCUCUUCUCAUUCAUUCUGCCCGCUGCACCGAAGGCUUGUGCGCUCUGCGGCGGCUGCGGGCAUCAUCACCAUCAUCAUCCAUGUCCUGUCAGUGUGGAUAGUGGCUUAUUUACUGUGCAUCAUCUGACUGGAGAAGACGUCUGACUGCCUGGCACCAUGAGCAGCACUGUGUUUCAGCAGCAGGCUGUCCACAGCCCUCUGGAGCAGCAGAAGCAGAAGCAGAAACAAGGUGGAGGAGGACCGAUUCCCUGUCAGAACUGCAGGAAGCCCUGCAAAGGGGAGGCUCUCCGAGUUCAGAACAAACACUUCCACAUCAAGUGUUUCGUCUGCAAAGUGUGUGGUUCUGAACUGGCCCAGGGAGGCUUCUUUGUGCGGCAAGGCGAAUACAUCUGUACUCUGGACUACCAGCGGCUGUACGGGACUCGCUGCUUCAGCUGCCAGGACUUCAUCGAGGGCGAGGUGGUGUCGGCUCUGGGCAAGACCUACCAUCCCCGCUGCUUCGUCUGCGCCUCGUGCAAACAGCCGUUCCCAGCCGGCGACCGGGUGACAUUUAACGGGAAGGAGUGUAUCUGCCAAAAGUGUACCCAGCCUCUCCCUGCCAACAGCCCUGCGCCCAUACAGGCUGUCCACAACUGCUGCGGCUGUGGGAAGGAGUUUAAGAAUGAACAGUCUCUCGUAGCGCUGGACAAGCACUGGCACCUGGGCUGCUUCAAGUGUAAAGUCUGCAACAAGGUGCUCAACGCAGAGUACAUCAGCAAGGAUGGGAUCCCCUACUGCGAGAUGGACUACCACGCCAUGUUCGGCAUCCAGUGCGAGAGCUGCAAGAAGUACAUCACUGGGAAAGUCCUGGAGGCUGGAGAGAAGCAUUACCACCCCACAUGUGCCCGCUGUGCCCGCUGUGAGCAGAUGUUUGCAGAGGGAGAAGAAAUGUAUCUGCAAGGAUCUUCUAUCUGGCAUCCUCCAUGCAGACAAGCAGCCAAGCAGGAGGAGAAGAGUAAGGUGACCCGGACUUCAUCUGAGAGCAUCACUUCAGUCCCAGCGUCCAGUGCCUCUGGAUCUCCCAGCAGAGUCAUCUAUGCCAAACUAGGAGAGGAGAUGUUGGAUUACAAGGACCUGGCAGCCCUUCCAAAGACCAAGGCCAUCUACAACAUCGACAGGCCCGACAUGUUGUCCUACUCUCCGUACGUCAGCUACCCGUCUGAGGAGAGGCACUACGGAGAGUCCCCCCAGCUGCUUUCUCCUACUCCUACUGAGGGUGAUGGGGAGAAGUCGCCCCGUCAGCGGAGGCCCUCCAGCCCCAGCUCCAACAGCUCCCUGGGGGGCUACGGACGCUACACCCCGUCCCGUUCCCCCCAGAACUACAGUCGGCAAGGGUUCAAACAGGACCCCCUACCUGACCCUAAACCUAGGACCUCCCUGCAUCUCAGUUUACCUCCUCCUAACGGUAGUGAAAGUGGUCGGAGUACUCCCAGCUUAUCCACCUAUUCUGAUGGCAAAUCCCCCUCAUCUGCUUCUACAUACGUGGCUGCUCCCCGGCAUUUCCACAUACCAGAGACUAUGGUCAAAGAUAAUAUCUAUAGAAAACCCCCCAUCUACAAACAGCAUGCUUCUAGAACAUCCUGGCAGGAUGGUGAUGAUAGCAAGAGGACCAGCUGGAUGAUUUUGAAGAGUGAGAUUGAUGGACAGAUGGGUCCAGAAGACAUGGAUCCUCGCAAAUCGACCUGCAGUUUGCCUACCGACACCUCCCAGCCUAAUUUCCCCUACAAUAAGUCUGCAUCUUUACCCGGCUAUGGAAGAAACGGCAUCUACAAGGCUGCUGAGAUGGUGGAAGAUGAAGUGGACCCAGACUCCCAGAGCUGGGGAGGCAUGAGAGGUGAGAUGGAACACAAACUGGAGCUGUUAAUUUUCAGCUCUUAUCUAACCCUUUGAUAGGUGCAUCAGCAAAGUCCCUGAUAUACAGCACAUACAGCACAUCUAGUUAAAUCUCUAGACCCUUCCGUGAUAAUAAAUUAACAAAAUGGAUAAAAUAUUAGUCCUCUAACUUUGUAUCUCUCUCCUACUGAUCAGACUACAGUUAAACAUCCUCUGUAAUUAGCAGGAAGUGGCUGCUGCCAAACAUCGUCAUGGAAAAUACCAAGAUGUCUGUUGGUUUCUUGCUUUAUGCAGUGACAUUCUACAAAGGACUUUAACCACAACCAUUAAUUUGUGUUAACUUUUCUUACUUUAUGUGUCCUAAAAUUAGAGAAGCAUAGCAAUAUGAGAGAAAAUUGUUGCAAAUUCCUUCCUUCCAUCUCCUAAAAUGUAUGGGACAACAGAUGGAAAUUAGCCUUGAGCUAAAUCUGGCAUAUUUACAUCGCUGUAUGUUCAUUAAUAUGCACUGUCCCAUUCAAAUAAAAUAAUAAAUGAAAUGAAAUGAAAAUGAAUAAAAUUUUUAGUUUCUUUAGUUUGUUUAACAGUAAACUGAAUAUCUUUUGCCUGCAUUUUGACAUGUUGGUUGGAUGAAACAAGCAAUUUGAAUAUGUCAUCUUGGAGUCUGGGAAGUAUGGUGGCCAUUUUUAUUGUUUCUGACACACGACUGACCAAACAAUUCAGGUACAGCUUUACAGCUGUUCUGCAGUUUAAUCAACUGGACAACUUUUUUGAUUGUAAACCACCCUUUGGCUUCAGACAUUGAAGCACUAAAAGAAAGCCUGCAUCGAUAAAGGUUUUACAAAGUCUUCGUCUGAAUACCAAUUCAGGUGAAAUAUCUUUUGUGUAUUGCAGCUGUUAAUACUUUUGACAGAUUAGGGGAUUUGGUAUGAUCAUCAAGUACAGUCCUUGAUUGGUUCAGAUCUUUCCUUGAAGGUGGGGCCCGUUACUUAUCACAAAUGUGAGCUGUGGUGUUCCCCAGGGUUCGAUACUUGGGUCUCUGCAGUUUCAUUCACAAAGAGUGUCGUCUGUCUCCAGAGAAGUUACUGAAGUCAUUUAAAAUUAAUGUAUAUGUAGAACUGAAACCAUGAUGUUUUAUCAUACACUAUCGGUCAAAAGUUUUAGAAAGCCCCAAUUUUUCCAGUUGUUCAUUGAAAUUAAAGUACUUCAAGUCCAAUAGAUAGCUUGAAAUGGUCCAAAGAUAAGUGGUGAACUGCCAAAAGGCCUUUUUCAGGGAACAAGAAAUAAGUUAACAACUUACAGGUGUUCUGCAGCAAUGGAGGUUGAUCAAGACUUGAAAGUUGGUGCUACCAAGUCCUUUGAUAUUAUUUGAACAGUAUUGUACUGCAGAAAGUAGUGUGUUGCUAUAAAAAUGCUCCAUUGUACACCACCAUAACACUUAAAAAUGCCGGUCUAUCCUACAGAGAAAUUGCAAAGAAAGUCAAGGUGUCAGUGAAUACAGGCACUCAGAAACUGGGGGAAACUCUGACAUGUUUCUACAUACAUACAAUGCAUUUUCAUUUUAUUUUUAACUUCAUUUAUUUUGUUGUUCUAUGCUUUCAUUUCAGAAUACAAUAAGACAUUAACAUGUAUAACUUCCAAUGAAAAAAUGGAAAAAUUGGGGUGUUCUAAAACUUUUCACUGGUGGUCUACUUCUAUGAACAGCAGGCUUUGAUUUUGUUGCCAUUACCAACAAAAAACAAUAGAAUGUAGCCUUGCUAAUUUAGACUUUUUCUAACAGAAAUGCAACCACUCCAGUAUCAGUCACCUAAUGUUGCCAAUCCCCAAAACUUUCCCUCCAGAUACCAGCAUCAGCUCAGCUAUAAACACAUAAAAGACAAUAUAAUCCUCCCUCUAAGUGCGGUGUCUAAGGUCAGUUUAUAAUCAGUGAUAACACCGCAUAUACAUUGUGACCACGCAUGCGGAGUCCUGCUGCUCUGGCUCCAGAUCGGUUACUGGAGGUAACAGUGUGGAGGGAUGAUGUCAUUUUUCCAGCUGCAGAAUUAUAGCGGCGUGUUUACAAGUGCAUGUGUGUACAGACCUGGCUGUAUCUGAGGCGAAGAGCGACUUGACGGGACUCCAAACCUCGUAACGGUGUGUGUGUGCGUGUGCAGAGCAGCCGUUUAUGAUGCUUUCUGACGCCUUUGAAACCUAAUAUUUCUGAGUUUUGGGUCCACGAGGUGUAAUUUAUUUUCAAGCUCUAUUAUGCUAGUUUUCAUAAUAGGUCUGCAAUUCAAAUAAAAACGAAUUGUUCCACCAGAUUAAUUCUCUCUGUCUCUCUCUCUCUCUUUUCCUCCUCAGAGUACAAGGUAAGAGUUUGUCCAUACUUUACAAAUAUACUUUAAUAUUCUUGGCAGCUUUGUUUGGACAUUGGAUUAUAAUUGUAUUCCCUAAUAAAUCUCCCACAAUGCUUACUUUGUGUGUGCCAGGUCUACCCUUAUGAAAUGCUGUCAGUGACGCAUAGAGUGAAAGUGAAGCUUCCCAGAGACGUAGAUCGCACCAGACUGGAGAGACACCUAUCUCCUGAGGACUUCCAGCAGGUUUUCGGCAUGACUCUGGAGCAGUUCGACCGCCUGGCUCUCUGGAAGAAGAACGACAUGAAGAAGAAGGCACGCCUUUUUUAGACAGAAAUUCAAAAAAGAAAAAUAAUAAUAAUAAAAAAAAUGCCGAGCAACAUCUCUACAAGCAUCUGGAAGGAAACAUAGAACAAAAAACAACCCAUCUGAAAUAUCUAUAUAUGCACCGCCAUGAUACCUACUUUCCACCUGUAAAACGCCAUGCCGUCUGCCUGUGAAGCCGCGGAGAGGCGCUCCGUGUGGGGACAUUGUCACCAGGCAGCCUCUAUAGCUUUUUGUAUGCAGUGUGGUCCGAAUGUUCGACUGACAGCCUCGCAGAAGAGGACGAGGAGCUGCGUUUGCAUGGCCUGUGUUGAUGCUCCUCGCCUCCCAUGUGGUUUCUGCAUCCGCCCCCCUCACCCUUCUCCCCCCGUCCAGACGCUUUCGUACACCCUGACGAUAAAAGAAACAGCUUUUUCUAAUUCUCCUGCAGGCCUUCCUCCGAUUUUCUGUGGUUCUGACUGUUUUGUGUGCUCCUUCUCUGUCAGGUUUGUUGGUCGUCAUAUGUUGGCUUUCUCUCGCUGUUGUCCUCUUCCCUGCAUCGAGCGGCUGUUACAUUUUCAUUUUUUUACGCCCUCGCCAUUACAUUAUUACAGCGAAGAGACUUGUGCACAUUCGCUGUUCAAGCAUGUCAAGGCCAAAGACAGGGUUUAGAAACAGCUUCUCUGGUCUUUUACUUCAAAAACUGUCAAGAAGCACCUUAUCAUGCGCUUUUGUUUUGGAUUUUCCUUCGUGCUCUUUCCAGCCAGAGAGGUAGUUUUGAUAGAGCGGCUCCAUAUCUUACACAAACCUCUCGUAAAUCAGCACAGAUAGCAGAGCUGGGAGCUGGAGAUCAGCCACAACAUGGCAGAGAAUCACAGGGAUUUAAGCAAAAAAAAAAAAAAAUAAAUAAAAAAAAGGAAAGGCUUCAGGGUGUUCAGAGGUGUCAAACAUGCAGCGUUGCCAGAGUGACAUGCGCUCAAACCGACUACAAAUCAAAUGAAAUUAUUUUUAUAAGCUAUUUUUGACUUCUUCCGGAAAGGAUCAUUAAACCAAUCACGAGACGCAGCCGAGAGAAAUCACGAUUUUGUUACCAGGGAAAAAUAAGUGCCCAUGCCGACUUUGUUAAGCUUCGCAGACCUGCAGCAGCACUUAAAGCAUCACAAGUGAGGUCUUGCUUGAUUUGAAAAAAAAACAACUCAAUACUCUAACUGUGUUAUAUCUUCUCAGACAGAGGUUUAACUCUUUAUAUGUUUGUCGUUUGGAAGCAUUGUCGCGUACCGUAAAAGCUACACUUUUAAGCUGAAGUCCGUCAGCUUUGCUUGAUUUCUCUGGACCGUAAAUCGAUCAACUUGCCAACUAACAUACCGUAAGAUGUAUGUGAACAUAUACUGGACAUAUACCAGAUUUAUCUGUCUGUAUACAAGCCAUGGUGUAUAACUCUUUAGGCAUGCAUGAGGAUGGGAACAUGGGGUUCGUCCACUGACCUCAUAUUAGAAAUGUAUGAAAACAUUAUCAUCAAUGUGGUUUGAGUGAUUGAUUAUUUUGUGGUCAAAUUUUUAAAAAAAAAUGCCCGGAUCAGCUGCUUACAUUAGCUUGUGUUAGGUAUAUUUAUUUAAUUGCAAAUAUUAAGGAAGGGAUUUUAUUUUGAAAUCUUAAGGGUGUAGUGUCACAUGCAUCACAGAGAAGAGUGCUUUUUUUCUUUUAAAGAGAAACAUAUCAAACUUUGAGUUUAAUCUGAGUGUCAAAACAAAUGUUGCUCAUGUAAGUAACACACUAACUGUUGUCAUAAGUCGUCAUGUCCUCUUUCUAAUAUCCAUCUGCUAUUAAAGUGCUUUAUCCAAACUA